Molecule: messenger RNA, 1855 nt
Organism: Musa acuminata subsp. malaccensis (wild Malaysian banana)
Lineage: Eukaryota; Viridiplantae; Streptophyta; Magnoliopsida; Zingiberales; Musaceae
Product: probable apyrase 6
Molecular function (GO): hydrolase activity
Source: RefSeq, a predicted model, not a curated record
AACUAAUAACUGUGGUCUUGCUUCAGCGGCUCCAUCGAUCGGCGAGGAGGAGGAAGAGGAAGAGAGGGAACCCUAGCAGAUGGAACCCGGAAUAUUCCCACCCACACUCUGAUCCCCGUCCUCCAUGGAUCUCUCCUCCCUCCAAUCCCGGGCUUCCUCGUCCUCCUCCGCCGGUGCCUACUUCCCCCCGCACCGGACCCAGCUCCACCCCCGCUUGUACUACGCGCCCCCUCCCCCGGCCCCCCGCACCCCACUCUGCGGCGGAGGUGACCGUCGCUGGAUCCUCUCUGCCGGCCUCCUGAUCCUUCCGUUCCUCUUCUACCUCUUUGCUGCCGCCGGCCGCGCUCACCUCUCCUCCCACUUCGAUGCCCCUCGACCCAAGGGCUUCGGCCUCGUAAUCGACGCCGGCUCAUCCGGAUCCCGGAUCCACGUCUUCGAGUUCCUCAAUGAGGGGAGGAUCCCUUUUGUUGGCUUCGAUGGCAAGGGGUCGGUGUCGAUGCGGGUGAAGCCCGGGUUGGUUGCGUUCGCUGCGGCGCCGGAGGAGGCUGGUGGGUCGAUUCUGAAGCUUCUGGAGUUUGCCAAGGGGAGGGUACCGACGGCGGAGUGGAGGACGACGAAGGUGCAGCUGAUCGAGAACGGAGGGUUGGGGAGCUGUCCGUUGCGCGUGAGGACGGCGAUCUUGGAAUCUUGCAGGCAGGUGCUGAGGUCGUCUGGGUUCAUGUUUAGGGAUGAUUGGGUUUCCACCAUCACUGGCCAACAAAAAGGUAUCUAUGCUUGGAUAGCUGCCAACUAUGUCCUUGGGACAUUAGGAGGGAAUCAUCAGGAAACUAUGGGGAUCAUUGAACUUGGUGGGGCUUCUGCUCAGAUUACAUUUGUUCCAGAAGAGCCACCUCCCUUGGAAUACUCUCGGAUGCUUAAACUGCCUGGUGUUACUUAUAACCUUUACAGCAAAAGUAUUCACCAAGCUGGUCAGGAUUUAGCAUGGGAAUCAUUGACAGAAUUACGUAACUCCAGCAUUGUGGCAACAGCUUCAGGCAAUAUUGAGGGACCUAUCAGGUCUUCAUGCAUUCCUAAAGGGUACAAUCGAAGUUCUAUUGCAACAUCAAAUGCACUUCAAAAGAACAUCUCACAUGAUGUAGAGGGUAAUUUUGCUACAUGUAGAUCGAAGGCCUAUAUGUUCCUGCAACAAGGUGAAAUUUUACAAAGAUUUAAGGCUGAUAUGCAAGGACAACAACUUGCUUUUGAGAAAUUUUUCUACAUUUCAGAGUUGUUUGGGAUGACACCAAAGGCAUCUUUAUCAGAUGUAGAAGCUGCUGGACGUCACUAUUGCGAGGAUCAUUGGGUUAGUCUAAAAGAGGAACACUUUGGCAUUGAUGAGAUGGACCUGAAAAAAUAUUGCUUUUCGUCUGCUUUUAUGGUGUCGCUACUACAUGAUGGUCUAGGAAUUCCUAUGGAGGAAAAGCGGAUAGGGUUUGCUGUUCCCACCGGAAGCAGUCCUCUCGAUUGGACACUGGGUGCAUUCAUUCUGCAAACGGUGGUGGAAACCGAGUCUGGUGCAGAAACCAUCACAAACAUUGCUGGGAGUGACACAUUAACAUUCAUUUCAUUGUUUGCAAUUCUUCUAUUAGUAACUCUUUCUGUGCUUUAUGUAUGGAAUUGGCGAAGACCAAGGUUGAAGACAAUUUAUGACCUGGAAAAGGGACAUUACAUAGUUACUCGGAUGCCUGUAUGAUUUUUUGCUCUCCAUUUCUUGGGAGUACCUGUACACGUAGUAUUCACUUUGUAGCAAAUUACAAUUAUUCUUUCACAGACAAAUGACAGAAGAAAUGAAGAGUAGCCGAGAUUUGGAACCUUA